Astyanax mexicanus (Mexican tetra) is the source of this 3733-nucleotide messenger RNA. It is a transcript of the gene tnn, whose product is annotated as tenascin N. The transcript is spliced from 17 exons. The record is from RefSeq and is a predicted model, not a curated record. NCBI's taxonomy places the organism in Eukaryota, Metazoa, Chordata, Actinopteri, Characiformes, Acestrorhamphidae. Gene Ontology annotation, molecular function: protein binding. The coding region runs from base 152 to 3184 and encodes 1010 amino acids.
UGUCCUCAGAGCAGCUCAGGAGGACACGGCGUGGACGAGACGGCCAGUCAGAGCUUUAACAGGUGCUCACUGAGGGACAGGGGACAGCGGGACACUGCAGGAGGAAGAGGGACUUUUAUUAAACUUCGGAGAAAUUUCUUCUUCUGUGGCCAUGCUCACCAGGCGAGGCUGGUUCCUGCUGGGGUUGGUAUGUGGAGUCUUCCAGGUCACGCUGACGGAAAACUCGGAGAAAGGAGUCACGUUUAGCCACGUGUACAAAAUCGACUCGGACUGUAAGCAGAGUUCUCAGGCUGUAUUGCUGUCGCAGGACCAGGCCUCGGGGGGUCAGGUGGUGACGGUGGACGGGGAGAAUGACAUCGUGUUUAAGCACAACAUCAGGCUGAUGUCGGGCGGCUGCGGCUGCGCAGACUCUGAGGAGUUUAAGUCUCUGAUGUACCGCCUCAACGGUCUGGAGGAGGAGGUGACCUACCUGAAGACCCAGUGUGCUCAGGGCUGCUGUAAAGGAGGCUCAGGUGUGGACACCAGCUGCAGUGGACACGGGACGUACCAGCAGGAUUCCUGCAGCUGUAAGUGUGACCCGGGCUGGGAGGGUCCGGACUGCUCCGUGUCCUCGUGUCCGGACGAGUGUAAUGAUAACGGAUACUGCGUGGACGGACGCUGCGUUUGCCACGCCGGCUACACCGGACACGACUGCAGCCUGCUGCUGUGUCCCAACGACUGCAAAGACAAGGGACAGUGCGUGGACGGGAAGUGCGUGUGCUUCGAGGGAUUCUCCGGGGAGGACUGCAGCAUCAGGACCUGUCCCGGGGACUGUAAGGACAACGGACGCUGUGUGGACGGACAGUGCGUCUGUGAUGAGGGAUUCUUCGGGGACGACUGCUCUAUGGUGUUGGGUCCGCAGGGCCUGCGGUUGGUGACGGUGACGGACGUGUCUCUGCUGGUGGAGUGGGAGCGCGUGCAGGGAGCCGAGUACUACGUACUGUCCUACCAUCCCGAGGGAGAUAAGAGGUCUGUGCAGGAGGUUCAGGUGCCGAACACAGAGAACACUUACCUGAUCACCGGCCUGAAGCCCGGCGUCACCUACCUCGUACAGGUGUACGCCGUCAUCAAGGGCGUCAGCAGCGACUCCGACCGCAUUACCGCCACUACAGAUUUGUCGGGUGUGGGAGGACUCCGCGUGCUGGGUCAGACUGAGGACUCUAUACAGGUGGACUGGCAGAACCCUGAGGCUGAGGUGGACUUCUUUAAACUGCGCCACGCUGACCCCGCUGGCCUGGAGGAGCAGGAGAACGUGGCCAGGACUCAGGAGGCCAGAACCAUGCACACCAUCGUAGGUCUAAACCCGGGAACAGAGUACCAGAUAUCUGUGCAGGCCAUCAAAGGAAGUUCAGAGGGCAAGCCUUCCCACGCCACUGGAGUCACUGAUAUCGAUGCUCCACCCAAGCUGGUGACCAGAGAGGUCACGGAGACCUCGGCGACCGUGGCGUGGGACCGGGUUCGAGCCGAGAUUGACGGCUACAUUCUGAGCUACAGCUCCGCUGAGGGGAGGAGCCAGGAGAUCCAGGUCGGAGCAGAUGCUACGUCCUAUAAGCUAACCUCUCUGAAGCCUGGCGUCCUCUACACCAUCUUCAUCUCCGCCUACAAGGGCUCUCGCUCCAGCAGGAAGAGCUCCACCGAGGCUGAGACCGAACUAGACGCUCCUACUAACCUCUUGGUGCGGGAGGUGACGGAGGACUCGGCGCUGGUGGCGUGGGACAGGGUUCGAGCGGAGGUUGAUGGAUACAUGCUGAGCUACAGUUCUGCUGACGGCUCGGGUCAGGAGGUCCGGGUCGGAGCAGACGACGCCACCUACAGGUUCAGUGGUCUGAGGCCUGGAGUCGUCUAUACGUUCUACGUCUGGGCCGUCAAGGGCUCUCGAUCCAGCAGAAAAGAUUCAACACAGGCUGAGACAGAACUAGACGCUCCUACUAACCUCUUGGUGCGGGAGGUGACGGAGGACUCGGCGCUGGUGGCGUGGGACAGGGUUCGGGCGGAGGUUGAUGGAUACAUGCUGAGCUACAGUUCUGCUGACGGCUCGGGUCAGGAGGUCCGGGUCGGAGCAGACGACGCCACCUACAGGUUCAGUGGUCUGAGGCCUGGAGUCGUCUAUACGUUCUACGUCUGGGCCGUCAAGGGCUCUCGAUCCAGCAGAAAAGAUUCAACACAGGCUGAGACAGAAAUUGAUGCUCCCAAGAAUCUGAAGGCUGCUGAUGUGAAAACGGACUCUGCAGCUCUGAGCUGGAAGCCUCCGCAGGCUCGCAUCGACGGAUACGUCCUCACCUACAGACCUGAAGACGGCAGCACACAGGCUGUGGAGAAGAAGCUCGCUGCAGGAGAGAGCAGGAUGGCGCUCUCUGGUCUGGCGAUGGGAAAGAAGUACAUCGUUACUCUGAUAGCGUACAGAGGAUCCAAGAGGAGUAAAGUGGUGGAGAUCACUUUCAGUACCGUGGGAAUAGCGUACCCCUUCCCGAUGGACUGCACUCAGAUCAUGAAGAACGGAAACACGGAGAGCGGAGUUUAUACCAUCUACGUGGCGAAUAAUCGCAGCAGAGCCAUGCAGGUUUACUGCGACAUGACCACAGACGGAGGCGGCUGGAUCGUUGUUCAGAAACGCGACACUGGAAAGAUGGACUUCAUGAAGCGCUGGAGGCAGUACACUCAAGGCUUCGGGGAACUGACUGAGGAGUUCUGGCUCGGCUUGGAGAAAAUAUAUGAGCUGACCAACACGCCGACUCAGUACGAAAUACGUUUUGAUCUGGGGCUCGGAAACGAAAGAGUCUACGCUGUUUACGACAACUUUAAACUCGGAACAUCCAAACAGAAAUAUAAGCUGACUAUCGGAAACUACAAAGGAAAUGCAGGUGAUGCCAUGACCUACCACCAGGGUCGCCCCUUCUCCACAAUGGACAACGACAACGACAUCGCUCUAGGAAACUGUGCCCUCACUCACCGCGGUGCCUGGUGGUACAAAAACUGCCAUCUGGCAAACCUUAACGGCAAAUUCGGAGACAACAGACACAGUAUGGGGGUGAACUGGGAGCCGUGGAAAGGACACCUCAUGUCUCUGGAUUACACCGAGAUGAAGAUCCGCCCCGUCACCACGGCCAGCCGGAAAAAGAGAUCACUCAAGAGAAGAUCCGCCUAAAAAACGCCAGGGAGCCAAUCAGAGUCAGCGCCACGACCACGAAGCUCGGGAGUUUAACCUGUAACAUAACUGGUUCUUAUUUCUUAUCAGGAAAUUAAAUAUAUGCUGCAAUUUUUUAUACCGUGUACCUAAAUAAACAUGACUAUAAAUCACAUCCAGAAGCCUUAUAGAAAAAUAAUAAAUGUAAUUGUGAUUAAACUGAUUUUUUUAAACUAUCCACAGUCUGUCCACAGUCUCAUCCAUCAGCCAAUCAGAGCCUGUAUUUACGCUUAGUGUUAUUUUCAGUGAUUCCGACUCCGAUAGUGGUUCAGUUCUACUUUAUGCCACUGAACUACUUCAGCACAGUGUCCGGAUCUGUAAUCUGAUUUUAGAUUUAGGGCAGCAGUAGAUGGAGAUGUUUAGAAAGCAGCAGAAUGUUGUGUGAUCUCUUUUUUAGUACGCCUGUAAUGUUUGUGUCGUUUUUAAAUGUGUCCCAUAGUUGAACUGUAAUUGUGGCACCCAUUAAUGUCACAUAUUCUCACAAAAAAAUAAAAAUCUGUGAAUUUAAAA